AGCAGAGGCUUUGUUCCAACCGCCUAGCACGGCUCGCCAGCAGGAGCCCAGUAAUUGUUGAAUGGCUCAAUGUUCGGAGCGCAGGGGCCGCUCUGGGACGAGGCGGAUCGAAGUGCUACACCUCGGUUUGUUUCCGAGAUGGGCCCUUAGAAAUGCCCCCAUGGGGCUCCAAAGGGGCAGAUGCCACAGCCGCCAGGGCGGAGCGGGUGUGAGCAGAAGGCUGGGAAACCCCGCGCGCCGCUAGGCGAGGGACUUCCGCUCAGAGCUACGGCGGAAAUGCCGCUCUUUCUUUGGGCCGGUCUCUCUUAGUUCCCCCGCCCCUCCUGGUUCUUCCGCCUCCGAGCCGACACAAACCGGUGCGCAUGCGCCGUGCCCUGACCUGGAAGCGGCUGGGGCCAGAGCACACGUGUUUCGUGUUUCGGUGAGUGUGGCGGAGAUGGAGAGCCGGGAUCCCGCCGAGCCGAUGUCGCCUGGAGAAGCGACGCAGAGUGGCGCCCGGCCUGCCGACCGCUAUGGCCUGUUGAAGCACAGUCGCGAGUUCUUGGACUUCUUCUGGGACAUUGCGAAGCCCGAGCAGGAGACGCGACUUGCGGCCACGGAGAAGCUGCUGGAGUAUCUGCGCGGCAGGCCGAAGGGGUCCGAGAUGAAAUAUGCCCUGAAGCGUCUAAUCACGGGACUCGGGGUCGGGCGAGAAACAGCCCGGCCCUGCUACAGUUUGGCCCUGGCACAGCUGUUACAGUGUUUUGAAGACCUCCCCUUGUGCAGCAUCCUGCAGCAGAUACAAGAAAAAUAUGACCUGCAUCAGGUGAAGAAGGCAAUGCUGAGACCUGCUCUCUUUGCAAACCUGUUUGGAGUGCUCGCCCUCUUUCAGUCAGGUCGGCUGGUGAAGGACCAGGAGGCACUGAUGAAGUCGGUGAAGCUGCUGCAGGCCCUGGCUCAGUAUCAAAACCACUUGCAGGAGCAGCCCCGGAAGGCCCUGGUAGACAUCCUCUCCGAGGUCUCGAAGGCCACAUUGCAGGAGAUCCUGCCAGAGGUCCUCAAAGCCGACUUGAAUAUAAUACUCAGCUCCCCUGAACAGCUAGAGCUCUUCCUCCUGGCCCAGCAGAAGGUGCCCUCCGAGCUCAAGAAGCUGGUGGGAUCCGUGAAGCUAUUCUCGGAUGAGAAUGUCCCCAGGCUGGUGAAUGUGCUGAAGAUGGCCGCCGCCUCUGUGAAGAAGGACCGCAAGCUGCCCGCCAUUGCUCUGGACCUGCUCCGCCUGGCGCUCAAGGAAGACAAGUUCUCACGGUUCUGGAAGGAGGUGGUGGAACAAGGGCUGCUGAAGAUGCAGUUCUGGCCAGCCAGCUACCUGUGUUUCCGCCUGCUGGGCGCGGCCCUGCCCCUGCUGACCAAGGAGCAGCUGCAGCUGGUGAUGCGGGGAGACGUGAUCCGCCAUUACGGGGAGCACGUGUGCACUGCUAAGCUCCCAAAGCAGUUCAAGUUUGCCCCAGAGAUGGACGAUUACGUGGGCACCUUCCUAGAGGGGUGCCAGGAUGACCCUGAGCGGCAGCUGGCCGUGCUAGUGGCCUUCUCAUCUGUCACCAACCAAGGCCUCCCUGUCACGCCUACUUUCUGGCGGGUCGUGCGGUUCCUGAGCCCUCCGGCCCUGCAGGGCUAUGUGGCCUGGCUGCGGGCCAUGUUUCUCCAACCAGACCUGGACUCCUUGGUUGACUUCAGCACCAACAACCAGAAGAAAGCCCAGGAUUCAUCGCUCCACAUGCCUGAGCGAGCUGUGUUCCGGCUGAGGAAAUGGAUCAUCUUUCGAUUGGUGAGCAUUGUGGACAGCCUGCACCUGGAGAUGGAGGAGGCCUUGACUGAGCAGGUGGCCAGGUUUUGUUUGUUCCACUCGUUCUUUGUCACAAAGAAGCCCACAUCCCAGAUCCCUGAGACAAAGCAUCCGUUCUCCUUCCCUUUGGAAAACCAGGCCCGAGAGGCUGUCAGCAGUGCCUUCUUCAGUCUGUUGCAGACCCUCAGCACGCAGUUCAAGCAGGCACCAGGCCAGACCCAGGGUGGGCAGCCCUGGACCUACCACCUGGUGAAGUUCGCAGACCUCCUGUUGAAUCACAGCCACAACGUGACCACCGUGACACCCUUCACUGCGCAGCAGCGCCAGGCCUGGGACCGGAUGCUGCAGACUCUGAAGGAGCUGGAGGCCCACUCCGCAGAGGCCAGGGCUGCUGCCUUCCAGCACCUUCUGCUCCUCGUGGGCAUCUACCUCCUCAAGUCCCCUGCAGAGAGCUGUGACCUGCUGGGUGACAUCCAGACCUGCAUCAGGAAAAGUCUGGGAGAGAAGCCCCGCCGGAGCCGCACCAAGACCAUCGACCCCCAGGAGCCCCCGUGGGUAGAGGUGCUGGUGGAGAUCUUGCUGGCCCUGUUGGCCCAGCCCAGCCACCUCAUGCGCCAGGUGGCCCGGAGCGUGUUUGGCCACAUCUGCUCCCACCUGACCCCACGUGCCCUGCAGCUAAUUCUGGAUGUGCUGAACCCCGAGACCAGUGAGGAUGAGAAUGACCGUGUGGUGGUGACGGACGAUUCUGAUGAGCGGCGGCUGAAGGGUGCAGAGGACAAGAAUGAGGAAGGCGAGGACAACAGAAGCUCAGAGAGUGAAGAGGAGAGUGAGGAGGAGGAGCGCGACGGGGACGUGGAUCAGGGCUUCCGGGAACAGCUGAUGACUGUGCUGCAGGCUGGGAAGGCGCUGGGUGGAGAGGACAGUGAGAACGAGGAGGAGCUGGGGGACGAGGCCAUGAUGGCCCUGGACCAGAGCCUCGCCAGCCUUUUUGCCGAGCAGAAGCUGUGUAUCCAGGCCCGGCGAGACGAGAAGAACAAGCUGCAGAAGGAGAAGGCUCUGCGGCGCGACUUCCAGAUCCGGGUGCUGGACCUGGUGGAGGUGCUAGUGACCAAGCAGCCCGAGAAUGCCCUGGUCCUGGAGCUGCUGGAGCCGCUGCUGAGCAUCAUCCGGCGCAGCCUGCGCAGCAGCAGCUCCAAACAGGAGCAGGACCUUCUGCACAAGACGGCACGCAUCUUCACGCACCACCUGUGCCGUGCCCGGCGCUACUGCCACGACUUGGGUGAGCGCGCAGAGGCCCUGCACGCCCAGGUGGAGCGGUUGGUGCAGCAGGCUGGCCGCCAGCCCGACUCCCCCACCGCCCUCUACCACUUCAACGCCUCUCUCUACCUGCUCCGGGUCUUGAAGGGCAAUACUGCCGAGGGCUGCGUGCAUGAGACACAGGAGAAGCAGAAAGCCGGCACUGACCCCAGCCCCAUGCCCACGGGCCCGCAGGCUGCCAGCUGCUUGGACUUGAACCUGGUGACCCGGGUAUACUCGACAGCACUGAGCUCCUUCCUGACCAAGCGCAACAGCCCCCUCACAGUUCCCAUGUUCCUCAGCCUCUUCUCCCGGCACCCGGUGCUCUGUCAGAGCCUGCUCCCCAUCCUGGUCCAGCAUGUCACAGGCCCGGUGCGGCCCCGUCAUCAGGCCUGCCUGCUGCUCCAGAAGACCCUGUCCAUGCGGGAGGUGAGGUCGUGCUUUGAGGACCCCGAGUGGAAGCAGCUGAUGGGCCAGGUCCUAGCAAAGGUCACCGAGAACUUGCGCGUGCUGGGGGAGGCGCAGACCAAGGCGCAGCAUCAGCAGGCACUGUCCUCCCUGGAGCUGCUCAAUGUUCUCUUCAGGACCUGCAAACAUGAGAAGCUGACCUUGGACCUGACGGUGCUCCUGGGUGUGCUGCAGGGGCAACAGCAGAGCCUACAGCAGGGGGCACACUCCACCGGCUCCAGCCGCCUGCACGACCUCUACUGGCAGGCCAUGAAAACCCUGGGAGUCCAGCGCCCCAAGUUGGAGAAGAAGGAUGCCAAGGAGGUCCCCAGUGCCACCCAGAGCCCCAUCAGCAAGAAGCGGAAGAAAAAGGGAUUCUUGCCAGAGACGAAGAAGCGCAAGAAACGCAAGUCAGAGGAUGGCACGCCAGCGGAGGAUGGCACACCUGCAGCCACUGGCGGGAGCCAGCCCCCCAGCAUGGGCAGGAAGAAGAGGAACAGGACAAAGGCCAAGGUCCCAGCCCAGGCAAACGGGACGCCAACCACCAAGAGUCCAGCCCCUGGCGCCCCCACCCUGAGCCCCAGCACCCCUGCCAAAUCCCCAAAACUGCAGAAGAAAAACCAGAAGCCGUCCCAGGUGAAUGGAGCUCCCGGGUCCCCCACGGAACCUGCAGGCCAAAAGCAGCAUCAGAAGGCUCUUCCCAAAAAGGGGGUCUUGGGCAAAUCACCACUGUCCGCGCUGGCACGGAAAAAGGCAAGGCUGUCUUUGGUCAUCAGGAGUCCCAGCCUGCUUCAGAGUGGGGCCAAGAAGAAGAAAGCGCAGGUGCAGAAGGCAGGGAAGCCCUGAGCACAGGUACGGGCCCCCCUCAGCCCCUGCCUCCAUCUGCCUGAGACGCCUAUUUUUUUUUUUUUUUUUAACCAUGAUUUUAAUACGCAAGCUGUUUCUAAGGCGCCAGCUCUGCCACUGGGGAGGGUGGCUGUUGCCACCUGCCCGGGCAUCCUGCUCUGGCAAGCACAGCCUGAGCCAUUCCUGCAGGGGUCCCAGGGUGCAGAGACCUCCCCGCCCCCGGUUCUGGGCUGGGACCCUGGCUCCAGGGCCAUGUCCAGGGCUCUGGUGUUUGCCUGGGUGGGUGCAGGUUGAUGUGCUGGCUGCAGGCAGGUGUGACCAUCUCUCGUGCCUGCCACCCCUUUGCCCCCAGGCUUUUUUGCUGUGAGGGAGCCACCAGGGGGUGAUUUAAAUAGGUUUAUUUCUUCAUUUACAAGAGAAAUCUAUUUGGCUUCUCUCUUAAGACUCUGAGAUUCACAAUCAGCAGCUCUAAAAAAUAAAGGAGCAGUUUGGCUUCCGGAAGGAAGAGGAGGCAA
This is a messenger RNA of Gorilla gorilla gorilla (western lowland gorilla), 4926 nucleotides long. It is a transcript of the gene MYBBP1A, whose product is annotated as MYB binding protein 1a. Lineage: Eukaryota; Metazoa; Chordata; Mammalia; Primates; Hominidae. The transcript has 26 exons. Gene Ontology annotation, cellular component: nucleolus. Gene Ontology annotation, biological process: regulation of DNA-templated transcription. Bases 437 to 4411 code for a protein of 1324 amino acids. Gene Ontology annotation, molecular function: transcription factor binding; RNA binding; sequence-specific DNA binding. The record is from RefSeq and is a predicted model, not a curated record.